CCAAAAAAAAAAAUGAAUAAGGAGAAGAAUACUCUAGAUAAUUACAUAUAUCUCUCUCUCUCUCUCAUUCUCUUAAAGUAUGUACUCUCACUAUUUUUAGACAAUAUAUAAACUUAAAUGCGAUCACCCUUUUCUGGCUAGCAGCUGAUAUCAUGUUGAACCUCAUUAGUUUCCUCCGGCGUCGACUCCGGAAAGCCAGAAUCUCCGUCAACCACCACCGCUCUCGUGAUGGCUCCACCCUUGGUUCCCCUGAACGCCAUCAUCAUCAUCAUCAUCAUCAUCAUGUAUUUUCAUCCGCAGCCGCCAUCCACCCAAACCCGGAGAAAGCCAUCACAGUGGCCACCUUCAACGCUGCUAUGUUCUCCAUGGCUCCCGCCGUUCCCAACAACACGGGUUUGCUGCCACUCCGCUCCAAGUCAUCCGUUGACCGCCCCAAGAGCAUACUCAAGCCCAUGAGCCCCGCCUCCUCCCCUUCUCAUCAUGACUCCAGAAAACAACAACAACUGAGGUUUGCCAAAUCCAGGCUAAGGAGGGUUUCUAUCAAUCUCCCCGACAACGAGAUCAGCCGCCAGCUCAGCUUCCGGGAGGAUCCUCAGCACUCUCCCCUCAGGGCUUCUUCUCUCUCUUUCUCCGGAGAGAUCGGUCUCAGGAGCACCAGAACGGCUCUGGAAGUGCUCAGGGAGCUAGACGCAGACGUGCUGGCUCUGCAAGACGUCAAGGCCGACGAGGCUGAUCAAAUGCGACCACUCUCGGAUCUCGCCGCCGCGCUGGGGAUGAAUUACGUCUUCGCCGAGAGCUGGGCGCCCGAGUACGGCAACGCCAUUCUCUCCAAGUGGCCCAUCAAAAACUCCAAUGUUCUGAGAAUCUUCGACGACACUGAUUUCAGGAACGUGUUGAAGGCGAGCAUAGAUGUUCCGGGGAGCGGGGAAGUGGAAUUUCACUGUACUCAUUUUGAUCACUUGGACGAGAAGUGGAGAAUGAAGCAAGUUGAUGCUAUUAUCCGAUCUACCAACGUACCUCACAUACUCGCUGGUGCUCUCAAUUCUCUCGACGAAUCCGAUUACUCCCCUGAGAGAUGGACCGACAUCGUCAAGUAUAAAGAUAUCUCAUGGCCGGGGCUCCUGUGA
Molecule: messenger RNA, 1127 nt
Organism: Camelina sativa (false flax)
Lineage: Eukaryota; Viridiplantae; Streptophyta; Magnoliopsida; Brassicales; Brassicaceae
Source: RefSeq, a predicted model, not a curated record